Chrysochloris asiatica (Cape golden mole) is the source of this 1434-nucleotide messenger RNA. It is a transcript of the gene SLC46A2, whose product is annotated as solute carrier family 46, member 2. The transcript is spliced from 4 exons. Gene Ontology annotation, molecular function: transmembrane transporter activity. Gene Ontology annotation, biological process: transmembrane transport. The record is from RefSeq and is a predicted model, not a curated record. NCBI's taxonomy places the organism in Eukaryota, Metazoa, Chordata, Mammalia, Afrosoricida, Chrysochloridae. The coding region runs from base 1 to 1434 and encodes 477 amino acids. Gene Ontology annotation, cellular component: membrane.
AUGAGCCCCGGGGCCUCCUACCCGGGGAUGGGCCACCUGUCUCGCCUCCAGGUGAGGACCUGGAUUGAGCCAGUGGUGGCUUCGUCCCAGGUGGCCGCCUCCCUUUACGACGCGGGGCUGCUCCUCGUAGUGAAGGAGCACUACGGGUCUGGGGCUUCCUCCAACCACAGCGCCAGCCCAUCUCCCCGGGGGGCUCUAGAGGACCAACAACAGAAGGCCAUCUCCAAUUUCUACAUCAUCUACAACCUGGUGGUAGGCCUAUCGCCCCUGCUGUCUGCCUACGGGCUGGGCUGGCUCAGUGACCGCUACCACCGCAAGGUCUCCAUCUGCGUGUCCUUGCUGGGUUUCCUGCUCUCUCGCCUGGGGCUGCUGCUCAAGGUGCUGCUGGACUGGCCACUGGAGGUGAUGUACGGGGCAGCGGCGCUGAACGGGCUGUGUGGUGGCUUCUCAGCAUUCUGGUCUGGGGUGAUGGCUCUGGGAUCCCUCGGCUCCUCUGAGGGCCGCCGCUCGUUGCGCCUAAUUGUUAUUGACCUGAUCCUGGGCUUGGCCGGUUUCUGUGGGAGCAUGGCCUCUGGGCACCUCUUCAAGCAGAUCGCUGGGCGCUCAAGGCAGGGCUUGGUGCUGGCGGCCUGCAGCGUGAGUUGUGCCAUUUUUAGCCUUUUCUACAGCUUGUUGGUAUUGAAGGUCCCUGAGUCGGUGGGCAAGUCCAGCAAGGCACUUGCCACCGUGGAUACUGUGUCUGGCAUGGUUGGCACCUAUCGCACCCUGGAUCCUGAUCAGCCAGAGAAGCACAAUGUGGAGAGGCACCCCCCACCUCCUGGAAAAGAAAAGCCCCAGAAAACCAUCAUUGUCCUUCUCUUCAUGGGUGCCAUCAUAUAUGACUUGGCAGUGGUGGGCACAGUGGAUGUGAUGCCACUUUUUGUGUUACGGGCACCUCUCAGUUGGAACCAAGUGCAGGUGGGCUAUGGCAUGGCUGCAGGUUACAUCAUCUUCAUCACCAGCUUCCUGGGAGUCCUGGUCUUCUCCCGCUGCUUCCACUUCCGGGACACCACCAUGAUCGUGAUUGGAAUGGUCUCCUUUGGGUCUGGAGCCCUACUCUUGGCUUUUGUGAAAAAGACAUACAUGUUCUACAUUGCUCGAGCCAUCAUGCUGUUUGCUCUGAUCCCCAUCACAACCAUCAGAUCAGCAAUGUCCAAGCUCAUAAAGGACUCCUCUUAUGGGAAGGUGUUUGUCAUACUGCAGCUUUCCCUGGCUCUGACAGGGGUGGUGACAUCUGUAGUGUUUAACGAGCUCUAUCAGCUUUCCAUGGAAAAGUUCAUCGGCACCUGCUUUGUUCUCUCCUCCUUCCUCUCCUUUCUGGCCAUCAUCCCUGUUGGCAUCGUGGCCUGUAAACUAGCCCCAUGGUUACAAUACGGAGAUGUCAUGGAGAAAUGA